Messenger RNA from Eremomyces bilateralis CBS 781.70, 1611 nucleotides. RefSeq names its product FAD/NAD(P)-binding domain-containing protein. The transcript is spliced from 3 exons. NCBI's taxonomy places the organism in Eukaryota, Fungi, Ascomycota, Dothideomycetes, Eremomycetales, Eremomycetaceae. Gene Ontology annotation, molecular function: flavin adenine dinucleotide binding; electron-transferring-flavoprotein dehydrogenase activity. Gene Ontology annotation, cellular component: cytoplasm. The record is from RefSeq and is a predicted model, not a curated record. Bases 198 to 1535 code for a protein of 445 amino acids.
CUCAACAGUAGUAGCAACUAGUGUUUUUCUCGUUAUCAGAUCGUCCGAUACAUUUCCUUAUGCCUUCAUCCUGUCUGCCGGUUUUGGGUGCUCUUGACAACCGCCAUCUUUUACUCAAUCCACUGAUGGGCAGUAUUCUUUUAUUCCUUAAAUUUUAGUCUCCUUGGAAUGACAAGGAGGGCACCUAUUAAUUCCCGAUGGUUUUCAAAAAGAUUGCAAAGUCGAUCCUAUUCGCCAAGAUCGUCAUCUAUAGCGUUCAGCUCUACUUCGAUGUCCUAACCCAAUCAAUCGCUGCUUCAGUGCAUGGCCGGCGAGCAAAGUCCAGAGUCACCUCUCCCGAGUCGCCGAAAGAGCUACAGAAUAUCGUUGUGAUCGGGGCGUCGUUCUCUGGUUAUCAUGCUGCAAAGUUGCUGACCAACUCCCUUCCCCCGAACAGCCCGUAUCAGGUAGUGGUGGUGGAACCGAACAGCCAUUUUCAGUUCACCUGGGUUCUUCCACGGUUCUGCGUCGUUGAAGGGCACGAACACAAGGCAUUCAUCCCUUAUGGGCCGUACCUCAAGCCGGCGCCCAAGAGCAUGGUUCGAUGGAUCCAGGACCGCGUGGUCAGUGUAAGCAAAGAAAGCAUUCGACUGCAGAGUAGUACCGAAGAAAUCCCAUACGCAUUUCUGAUCAUCGCAACUGGCUCGGGUGCGGAGGACUCAUUACCCUCGCGGGUGGGCGCUCCAGGCAAGCCGGAGGGGGUCGAGCGGUGCAGGAAAAUGCAGAUGCGCAUCAAGGAGUCGAAGAGACCUUUGAUUGUCGGCGGAGGCGCGGCAGGUGUCGAGUUGGCCACAGAUGCCAAAUCGCUAUACCCGGAGAAACAUGUGGCACUGGUCCACUCUCGCCCGACAGUCAUGCAGCGCUUUGGUUCGGAGCUCCAGGCGGCCGCUCUGGAAGGGCUGGAAAGAUUAGGUGUCGAAGUUCACCUCAGCGAAAGAAUGGUAUCAGAAGAUGUGGAAUCUGGUACAGUAUUAUUGAAAUCGGGCAAAGUCCUAGAAUGCGAUGCCGUGAUACACUGCACUGGGCAGAAACCAUCGUCACAGCUCCUUUCCGACCUUGCUCCAGGAUCAAUUUCCGAGUCGGGCCAUAUCCGCGUGAAGCCGACGUUACAGAUUGCUGAUGACUCGCUUCCCAACGUAUACAUUAUCGGCGAUGUUGCGGACACUGGUACACGCAACCCAAAUGCUCGAUCUGCGAUGCGCCAGGGACAGAUAGCUGCAGACAACAUCACUCGGGUCACCUGGGGAAAGAAGCCAUCCCACCACUACAAGCCCUGGUGGGGUGAAGCCGUCAUCAAGCUCACAUUAGGACUAGAAAACUCUGUCACCCACUUUGGUGACGGAAAAACGGAACUGGUCUUCCCCGGGAAAGAGACGGACCCCGCCCUCAUGUGCGACGGGACAUGGAGGCACAUGGGAGUGACACCGUUUGAAGAUAGUUCAUGGCCGCAGGGCGAGUCGGAGGGUGUUGGAAGCUCCGCAAAGUUGGAGGUGUGAUGUAAUGCAUUAAGCUAACCAAGUUCAUUUUUGGAAAUCUAUUGAUGAUAAUGAGACCUAUAUAAAAUCAAACGCU